Emys orbicularis (European pond turtle) is the source of this 1494-nucleotide messenger RNA. It is a transcript of the gene RTN4R, whose product is annotated as reticulon 4 receptor. Gene Ontology annotation, cellular component: external side of plasma membrane; plasma membrane. Lineage: Eukaryota; Metazoa; Chordata; Testudines; Emydidae. Bases 1 to 1494 code for a protein of 497 amino acids. Gene Ontology annotation, molecular function: ganglioside GT1b binding; protein binding; ganglioside GM1 binding. Gene Ontology annotation, biological process: positive regulation of Rho protein signal transduction. The transcript has 2 exons. The record is from RefSeq and is a predicted model, not a curated record.
AUGGCCAUCCGAAAGGGAACCCCUGCCUUGCGCUGCGUGCCAUGCUGCGACGCACAGGCAAUCGGAAGCAAACUGCUGAUUUUGGUGCUUUGCUUGAACAUCCAGUCGGAAGUGGAAUCUUGCCCCGGGGCGUGUGUAUGCUACAGUGAACCCAAGAUCACAAUAAGCUGUCAGCAGCAGGGACUGACAGUAAUCCCCACUGAGAUCCCCAUACAGACCCAGCGCAUCUUCCUGCACAACAACAAGAUAACCCUGGUGAGGUCCACCAGCUUCAGUUCCUGCCGCAACAUGACGAUCCUUUGGAUCCAUUCCAACAACAUCAGCCUCAUCGAGUCCGGGGCAUUUUAUGGGCUUGACAAACUGGAGGAGUUAGACCUCAGUGACAAUGUGAACUUGAAGUCCAUCAAUCCCACCACUUUCCGGGGUCUCAUUCACCUUCACGCCUUACACCUGGAUCGCUGUGGGCUCCUGGAGCUCUCCACAGGGCUUUUCCGAGGGUUGUUCUCCUUGCAGCAUCUCUACCUUCAGGAUAAUAACCUGCAGAACCUGCUGGAUGACACUUUCCUAGAUCUUGCAAAUCUCACCUACCUGUUUUUGCAUGGUAAUAAAAUUAAGAGCUUGUCAGAGAAUGUCUUUCGUGGGCUGAUCAACCUGGAUCGGCUCCUGUUGCACCAGAACAGAGUCAGCCUGGUUCACCGCAGGUCUUUUCAUGACCUGGGGAAAGUGAUGACCUUGUAUCUGUUCAAUAACAACUUGACGGUGCUCACUGGAGAAACGAUGGCUCCCUUGGUGUCCCUCCAAUACCUUCGUUUAAAUAGCAACCAGUGGAUCUGUGAUUGUCAGGCUCAGUCCCUCUGGAAUUGGUUUAAACAGUUUAAAGGAUCUUCAUCGGAGCUGGAGUGCCAUCUGCCCACUAACUUGGCAGGGAGAGACCUCAAAAGACUGCAGAGCAGCGACUUGGAAGGAUGUAUCGACUCUUUCAAUCAGAUAAGAACAAGUGUUUUUAGUACUAAGACCAGAUCUGGCAAACUGCCAACCACCGACUCCCCUCUAAAUUCCCGGGACGGCACCCAGAAGUGCUGCCAACCGGAAACGGAUAAAUCCUUUAUUUAUGAAGCCAAGGGCAAAGCAAGUCCAUCUUCACACAGCAGCCGUCCGUCCCCCAACAACCCUUUCAAAGACAAGGAGAACAUGUCCAAGACCAAGUACAUCGAAACAGACCCUUCCAAAAACGGGAGCAACAAGCAGAUAAACGACUCCCCUUUUGGGACCUUCCCCAGCGUUGUAGACCCUCCAUUGACCAAGUUGAAACCAGAAUUCCUAGCUCCCAUUCAACCCUCCACAGUCCCAACCAAAAAGAGGCAGGGGUGCUCGAAAAAAAACAAGUCGAAGGCCCAGUGCCGCCUCACCCAACAAGGAAACAGCUCCACAUUACAGCCAAGCCUAAAUCUUUUGCUUCCCCUCUUGGUGUGGAGCUUACUGUUGUUCUGCUAA